Anastrepha ludens (Mexican fruit fly) is the source of this 5601-nucleotide messenger RNA. RefSeq names its product hepatocyte nuclear factor 1-beta-B-like. The transcript is spliced from 2 exons. Bases 5107 to 5601 code for a protein of 164 amino acids. Lineage: Eukaryota; Metazoa; Arthropoda; Insecta; Diptera; Tephritidae. The record is from RefSeq and is a predicted model, not a curated record.
GAGUAUUCGAGCUGCUUUCAGGAAGUGUAGAUAUGUGGGCACAUACAUACAUACACUACACUACUCGCCAGCAUACUGUUUACGCGAUUUCGCAUCGCAAUACAAACGAAUAUACUGGCAAAUGAUUACACACAGUUUUAUCAAAUCUGAAAUCAAACUCGUCAUUACGCUUUUUUUUAUACUUGUAAGUGCACGUUUUGCAGAAAUUUCGGUAUGUAUAUAUUUUUUAGCUCAUUGCAGCCACAAACCAUUUGGCUUUUGAUUAAAAUACUUGCCGGAUUUCUGCACAGAAAAAUUCUCUAUUAAUUGUUGGUUUUGCGCAGGCGCUAUCCCAUGGUGCUACCAGUUUGUUAUUGUCUGCUAACUGUGUACUUGUAGUGAGAGCCUUGUUAAUAGAACAGUGGUAUAUUUUCUACAGUCUUACAAGAAAAAUAUAUUUUCUUUGAAUUUAAUUUAUAGAUUGCUCACUCGCAGUGUUUUUGCCUCUGUAAUUUCCUCUGUUAGUGGCAGUUGCUACUCCUACUUUUCACGAUACUGAAAUCGAAUUGAGUUUGAUAUAAGCAGUAAAGGCUUUACCUGCUGUUUAUUUUUUCUUCAGACAUUUCUUUAUCGCCGGAGACAUUAUUUUUUUCGACCACUAUUUUGGAUGGGCGAUCACCGUAGAUGAAUGAGUUGAUGCGUGAUUACCAUUCGGUAGUGACCGAGUUCGAAUCUCCAGCCAUGAAACACCAAAUAGUAGAAACGCUUUUUCAAAGAGCAGUCGUCCGUCAGUAGCUGAUGGCAAUUCUUCUAGUGUAUUUCUGCCGUCAAAAAAGCUCCUCAUAAGAAACCAUCUGCCGUUUUUAGUCGGAAUAACCUUUAAGUCAUCAUCAUCGUCAUCACCAGCAUCAAAAUGCGCACCACAAUUAAGAGGAGGAGCUCGACCAUGCUGCCAAUUCUAUAUACAAUGCCAGCGUCAAAAGAAAGUCUGUUUUGAAUUUCAAUUACUUUUUUUGUAAAACCACAGUUUAUACUACAACAAAAGCCGAAACACACAAAAUUUCAAACUUUGUACAAAAUUUAUACAACAAUUUUCAACACAAUUUCAAAUUUUUCAAUCAGAAUUUCUGGAAAAAUUUGAAGUAUGCAGUUUUGUAGUUCAUUGUAUUUUGUUUUCGUAAAGCGCAAGUUUCAAUUGGACUCAAAAAGUACGUUGAUUUGCUGCAAUUUUUUCUGCUCACGGUGUUCAGGGUUUUUUAAUUUUUUUUAAGUUGAGUGUUAAUUAAUCUAAGACAAAUAAAAAAAUCAAGGUUUAAUUAUUUGUUGUAAUUAUGGCAGCGUCACUCUCUGGGGUCAUCUGAGCACCCCGCUUGGUAUGGUAAGGAUUAAGUCGUUUUCCUUACACGAUUAGUUUGUUACUUUUGGCCCUCGAGGUAUAAGAUAACUAACUAUCUUGUCGCUAUGAGUAGGUUUAGUGAGUGUAUUGAUCCUGAGAGCGAUGUCGGCGGUAGCCUAACUACUGUUAGGGCCUCCUAAACCGAUAAGAUCGAUGGGUGCUCACCACCAAAGCUGAAAACAUCCCAAAUAAAAGCGUCUGACCACAGGUUAGUGCCGAUUACAGAGGGCGUCCGCCUGGCAGCAAGCGGCUCGCGAAAACUACUAGUGUAUGUCCAUAUGUCUGACCGCCAUUGCAGCAGUGAAUUGAAGAUAGCAGCCCUACCAUUGAACUAGAAAACCUGUACUAAUCUUCCCUUUUUACGAAGGAAAUUGACUACAGAAACCAAAUUGGCCCUAGACGCCUCACUGAGUUAAAGGAAAUUAUAUAUUUACUUUAACACAACCUAAGUACCUUUAGUCGAUACUCAACUUUCUUCUAUCAGCGCAAGUUUUAUUUGAAACAAAUUUGGCCGAUCUGUUUUACUGCAAGAAAUAUCAUAACGUAGACGUAAGCUGUUUUAUUGCUGCAGCCAAAAUGCCCGGGGAGCUCAACAUAAUGUUGGUUAAGUAGCAAGUAAGAGAGGCCUCAUAGUGAGUUGCGGGAAAAUAUGUACAGUAACAGAUAAAACAUACAUUUCGCAGCAAAAAGCAAAGCGUGCUUCCUUAAGACACUUUUAGACCCAGAGAAGAACUCUAUUAACGCAACACAGCUUCACUACCGCACCCACGCCCUCACUAACCAACGAAAGUGGUCAGAGCAGAGACGUUAAUCAAUGAAAUAGAGCAAAGGAUGAGCGUUUAAGCGUUUCGCUAGGCAACCAACAUUUACAUUUACAGGUACUAGCUAGAAAGCUGAUGACGAGCGAACCACUCGAUUCUUGUCACAUGGUUGUGAGCGAGUAUACACUAGUAGAAUACACUACGAUAUGGAAUGGCGCGCGCUGCCGCAAGCUGACCUGAUGUAGUCGGUCAGUUGUUAGACUUGGCUAGCUUUUUCGUUGGCUACUCGACGUUGUAUUGCCCCAUCAAGACUAACAACAAUAGCAUUAACUUAAAUACUGUUAGUAUUAAGUAUAUGCGCAUUGUUUGAGCAUUCGGGCUCUCGAGCUCUAGAGCUCUCGCUAUUACAACAAACAGGCAAGCCAAGCGAAACGCUAGCGUGUACAUGCUUACCAAUUGCUCCCUCCCUCAUAUAAUUUUGCAUGCAAAAGAGACGAGGCGAGCCGCCGUCUCAUGGUCGUCAUAGUCGUCGUUGGUGUCGUGCCACAGUGUUCCUCAAUGAAAACACAUCAGCGUGCAGCCAUUUUGGCUGCACAAAAUCACCAAAACGAACGAAACAAAUAGCGAGAAGAAUAGCGAGAGUAAGGUUAUUGUGUAGCAGAGAGGUGAAAAAUAUAUACAUAUAAAAUAUAACAAAAAAGUAAAGAAAAUUUUGCGGCAGCAAGCAGAAAAGUGACAGCGCUGCAAAGCGAAUUCUACUUUGGCCACCACUACGACUCUCAACCUCUACGCUGAGAAGCUACGCUCGUUGCUCGGCCUGUCAAUAUACACUUUGGCUUCAUACUAUCCACCAACAACCAACAACCAAAAUACACAAAUUUAUUAAUAUUACAAGCAAAGUAUUGCAAAUAAAAUUAAAUUGUAGAAAAUUUAAAAGAGGAAUUAUAUUUAAUUUAUACAAUAAAUAACCGCGCUUUUUUCUCGUAUACCCAAAGCCAGAAACACCGUUGAAAUCAAUAAAAUACGCAAACCGUCAAACAAAUUACGAAAUAAGCGCUUGUAAACGUGUAAAACAAAGCAAAAUCUACGCGGCAUUGAAAACGCAAAACGAGAUACAAAAAUAUAAAUGAAAAUUGUGUAAAAGUAGAAAAUUUUAGUGCUGCGUGAAAAAAGAAAGGCAGCGAGAUAUUCAUAAAAGCAAUAACAAGUAGGAAGUAAAAAAAACACAAAAAACAGCAAAUACGCACGAAACGCACGAAAGAAAUACAAAUUCACGGGCGAGUUGCAAAAAAGAUAAUAAAAAAGCUACUGCGAGUCAAAAAUCAGAGUACAAAAAAAUAUAAAACAGCAACCAUUUUGUUGUUAAGCAACAAAAAAGUGUAGAAAUUAAAAAGGUAAAAGGGGGAGAGUGCCGCAAAAAAAAGAUACAUAAAAGAAAGGAAACAGAGUUCUAAAAAAUUACAAGUAAAAAAGCUUCGGGGAAGUAAAUCGUGAAGAAAAAUUAGCUUAAAGUAAAAAAAAGUUAAGCACUAAAAAAGAUACCGUAAAAAGUGAUAAUAAAAGCAGAAGUUUGUUAAACGGAAAACACAGGCUCAGCAAAAGCUUUAGAAGCUGCCAGUAAAGCAUAAAAUUUUUGAAAAUAUUCAUGUAUGUGUGCUUGUAAAAAACCAAAAAAAAAAAAAUCGAAAUCAACUAAAAACUAAAAAGAAAGAGUUCUGAAAUAACGGCAAACAGACUGAGAAAAUUAGUUACCCGUCUAGCAGUAAAAUUCACGCUACGUGUAAAUUCAGCGUUACAUUGCACAUUUAGUUAACGUAAAACGUGCGCAGAAAAAUCAGGCGAAGCUAAAAUAAAUGAAAACCUCAAAAAUAGCUUUUACAAAAAAUAGAAGAAUUUAAAAAAUCGAAAAAAGAAAAAAGUUGAACCAACGAUAAUUGCAACGCGACAAACAAAUCAGUUAUUAUUUAUAUAUAAAAAAGAACACACACCAACUUGCUUGUCGCGCUGCCCCGUCCCGUCGUUCCAUCUAUAACGUGCUAAACCAUAGGAAACCCCAUCUAAUAAUUUCGCUACCCCUACCGCCUUUGAAGCGCCCACACUAGAGGCAAGCGUUUGCUUUCUGAGUACCGCUAGCUGGCAAACGAAGUUGCUUCGUCUUCACUUUAGUGUAUUUGUUGGUUUUUCUGCGUGCCAGUUAGUCUAAUUGCACGCACGUCUAACAGACUGUACAAAACGAGCACCGCACAACACACACUGGUCGGCUGGUAAUAGAGUGCCUUCCUGGUGUACACACUCGCUUCGCCGCGUGCGCUCAAGCGGUAGGGUUUACAGCUGCUGGAUUCCUAAGCGAUCAGCCAAUCAAGCCAACCAUUUAGUGCCUCCUACAACUACCGCGGCUGACUGACUGAUUGACAGACUACGUAUUGGUGGCUGUCGCAGCUCGCGUUCUCUUGUUCAACCGCGUCCUUGUGCAAUCAGCAAUUUGUCUUUACGUCAGUUUUGUAUAUUGUCGCUUCGUACUACAUCGCACAGCACUAGCAUAUUUCGUUAGCGAUAAUCGCCUAUCACACUAUCGUCGCGUUAACGCCAAACUUUUUUUAUUUUCUCUAAAAUAUUGCGAAAAUCUGAGUUCCCUUAACGUGCAUUACUUCGCCUAUUUUCCCGCCGUCGUCUUUCUCGUAUUUUAUUGUCAAGUAAAAACAACAUUUAUGGAAAACAAAAGCAACCUAGAAAUUGCAUUCAAUAACGGGAAUAUUUUUAUUAAAAGUUAAAUUAAGACUGAAGCUGAAAUUGCAAAAGCUGUGAACAAAUAUAGAAAAAAACGAAGAGCAGAAAAAAGAAAGAGUACCUUUGAAAAUUUAAUUAAAAAAUAAAAAAAAACAAAGUUUGUCUUGCUUUUUUAACACUUACACGCACAUACGUGCGAGCCGAAACACGCACACAUGCACGCCUUAAUAAUGUUGCUGCACAAUGUCCUCACCGAUGGGCGACGACACCACAACUAAAUCGGCGCCAAGCACGCAACGACCGCAAAUCACUACAACAACAAACACUUACCAACAACAUGCGAGCAUGAACACUUCCGCAGCCACUGUUGUUAUUGCAGCAGCCACAGCCGCCACUGCAACCACAGUAACACCAACACAACACACUAGCCACAGUCAUCAUCAUCAUCACCACCAACAACAACAACAACACUGCACGGCAACAGCUGUUGUCGAUGGAAAUGUGGCUGUGUAUGCAGCUGCGUCGACGGUGUCUACUGUGCAACAGCCACCACACCAACAGUCGCAACAGCCACAACAUUUGCCAUUGCUACAGCGGCCUACAGCGCAUGCUAGCAGCAGCAAUCCCUCGAGCAGCAGUCAUUAUGUUUGCUAUUUGCCCGUUUUAAAGCCCGAUGUUGUGCUCAGCGAUCGCGGCCUAUUUACUGUUUAUUGUUUUGUCAGAGAUUUUGUUAGGUAA